AUGUGGAAGCUGUAAUAAAAUUAGCAAAGUCUCUCUGUGAUCUUCUCAAUCAUCGAUGGAAUACCUCCAUGAGAGCAACUAUGUUAAUGCAAUAUCUUCGAUGUCUGGCCAAGCAUGGCAUUCCGUUCCAUACUGAACGACAACACCGUCAAGGCCGAUUUCUCAGCAGCGAAGAGUUCACUGGAAAAUUUCUGCCUGUCAGGAACCUGAAACGUUUUUUUCAAGACCUAUCUGAUCUUGAAUUCAAGAUGCGCUCGAGCAUUUGGGCUUAUCACAACAUCUCCAUAGGAUCUACUAGGCUUGGAGAGAUAGCACCUCUAGCUUCAUGGAAAAGUGCGAAUAUUUCGAGAUUGAGAUAUCAACUUUGUAUUGCUAGUAGACACCUCAACUAUAGAGCAGUCGUCUCCAACUUAGCCAAUUCUGAAGUUCUGCGGAUGACCACGGAAAUUAUUGAGAAGGAGAGGGAUGGCUACAGAGAUCGCCAGUACAAUAUACAGAAUUUGAUUUAUUUUGAUAGUCCCAUUGCAAUAUGGAUGGCUCUCCAAGCAACACUUUCCAUGAAACACGAUUUGUCUUUUGAUAUGGGUAAUCGCUUGGUACUACUUGCAGCCAUUCAAAACAUGGUUUACACGACAAAUGCGUGAGUUUUCCUUCUUUUUUUCGGGCCAAUCCCAUCCUCAAUACGCAUUUGUAAAGCUAUUCAGAUAA
Molecule: messenger RNA, 708 nt
Organism: Haemonchus placei
Lineage: Eukaryota; Metazoa; Nematoda; Chromadorea; Rhabditida; Trichostrongylidae
Source: the annotation of a GenBank genome assembly